Molecule: messenger RNA, 1894 nt
Organism: Pelodiscus sinensis (Chinese soft-shelled turtle)
Lineage: Eukaryota; Metazoa; Chordata; Testudines; Trionychidae
Product: retinol dehydrogenase 12
Source: RefSeq, a predicted model, not a curated record
CUGCCCUGCCCUACCACCCAUCUCUCAGGCCACUGCACUCCACUUGCCACCACCACAGUGAAUUAGAGGACAGCCAGCAGCAGAGAAGAGCAAGUUGGCAGGUUGCUCUGGACCUCCAGCUCCCACUGCCACACUGAGAGCCUGACCCCAGUUAUCUUUCUGGGCUGCCCUGGGCUCUGUGGGUCCCAUCUAUAAGAGGGUUGACAUGGCUACCACAGGUGUCCCCAAAGCAUGGGGAUUGGGGCAGCCACACUGAAACAUCCUAUGGACAGCUCUGGCUGGCAUUUAGCAAAUGACAAAGCAAACCUCAGAAAGUUACAUAGUAAAGACCAAAUGAACUCAGUGGCUAAGAAGUUAUUGAUCUUUUAGAUCUAAGAAACUGACUUGCCUGUAGGUUUUUUUUUUUGGCGGGGGCGUGGAGAAGGUAUAUCUGUUUCUCUGGCUUGCCUCCUGCAGAGAAAUCACUGGGUAUACCCCAUCAGUACUGCCCAUUACACAGUGUAGGUUAUUGUAUUACAACUCCCAUAAUGUGCUCUUAUCUUUCUGUACACAAAACUGAUGGCUCGGACUACAAUUCCCUGCAUGCAAUGCUCCCUCGCUGGUGUAUUUCAUUCUGUCUGUGAUCGGCUGAGAGUCAUUAGACUGGAAGGGCGGGCAAACAGCAGCAGUAAUGCUAAACUGCUUGGUGACUGUGCUGGGAAUAUGCACCUGUGUUCUCCUUCUCCUAUUCAUGGCAGCUCCCUACAUCAGGAGGUAUGUGGCAGGAGGAGUGUGUAAAUCAACAGCUAAGCUGAAUGGGAAAGUAGUGGUGAUCACCGGGGCCAAUACAGGCAUUGGAAAGGAGACUGCCAGAGAUCUUGCACAAAGAGGUGCCAGGGUGAUCAUUGCCUGCAGAGACAUGGCAAAGGGGGAAGCAGCAGCCUCUGAGAUCCGAGCAGAGACAGGAAACCAACAAGUAAUUGUGAAGAAGCUGGAUCUGGCUGAAACCAAGUCUAUCCGACAGUUUGCUGAGAGCUUCCUAGAAGAAGAGAAGGCGCUACACAUCCUCAUUAACAAUGCUGGUGUCAUGCUGUGCCCUUACUCCAAGACGGCUGAUGGCUUUGAGAUGCAUCUGGGAGUCAAUCACCUUGGUCACUUCCUCUUGACCUUCCUGCUUCUGGAGCGCCUGAAGCAGUCAGCUCCAGCCCGCAUAGUAAACGUGUCCUCGCUGGCUCAUCAUGGAGGCAGGAUCCGCUUCCAUGACCUCCAGGGUGAGAAGUGCUACAACAAGGGUCUUGCGUACUGUCACAGUAAAUUGGCUAAUGUACUCUUCACCCGGGAGCUGGCUAGACGCCUGAAAGGCACUGGUGUCACUGCAAACUCUCUGCAUCCUGGAUCUGUUCAUUCUGAAUUGAUCCGGCACUCGAUUCUAAUGACUCUGUUAUGGAAGACAUUUUCCUUCUUCUUGAAGACUCCACGAGAAGGAGCCCAAACCAGUAUAUACUGUGCAGUGGCUGAGGAGCUGGAGUCCGUGACUGGGCAGUAUUUCAGUGACUGCCGGCCUGCCUAUGUUUCCCCUCAAGGCCGGAAUGAUGAGCUGGCAAAGAAGCUUUGGAAUGUCAGUUGCGAGCUGCUGGGCAUCCAAUGGGACUGAUGUGGAGUCCCCUGAUCUAGCGCUAGAUGGGCUUGGAGUUGGAUGUCCUUAAGGAGCUCUUUGCUUGAGAAGAACACAAGCUAAUGUGCAGACAGCCCACUGCCUGGCACUUGCAGCUGCUCUACCAUUGUUUUUUAUAGAAACACCCACCCCUGAACUUCUGUAAGUGUUGUCUUGUAAAAGAAAAGGUGAGACUGCUUCCCUGCUUGCCCCUCUUUCCUACCUGGAAGUUCAGGGCAAAGUGCAGUGAGUCAGGCCUUA